Lolium rigidum is the source of this 2892-nucleotide messenger RNA. RefSeq names its product LRR receptor-like serine/threonine-protein kinase GSO1. Gene Ontology annotation, molecular function: protein binding. The transcript has a single exon. Bases 1 to 2892 code for a protein of 963 amino acids. The record is from RefSeq and is a predicted model, not a curated record. NCBI's taxonomy places the organism in Eukaryota, Viridiplantae, Streptophyta, Magnoliopsida, Poales, Poaceae.
AUGGCCAUUCAGCUUGCUCUUCUUCUAUCGCUGCUCUUUGGCAUCCUGCUUGUGCCAGGAUGUGUAGCCACACCGGCCAUGGCUCCUAGUACUCUCCUACAGAUGAAAUCCAGUCUCAUCGAUCCUCAAGGCAUACUCUCUGGCUGGUCGCUUGAGGCUGAUGUGUGCUCCUGGCAUGGUGUUUCAUGCCUGCCAGGAGAGAGCAUUGUGGCAGGCCUCAACUUGUCCAGAUAUGGCCUAUCGGGCACACUAUCUCCGGCGAUAGCUGGCCUUAUAUCUGUCGAGUUCAUCGACCUAUCCUCCAACUCCCUCACCGGGCCAAUCCCGCCGGAGCUCGGCAUGCUUCAGAAUCUGAAGACGCUGCUCCUCUACUCCAACUUCCUCACCGGUACCAUUCCAGCGGAGCUGGGCCUCCUCGAGAAUCUCAAUGUUCUCAGGAUUGGCGACAACAGGCUGCAUGGCGAGAUACCACCGCAUCUCGGCAACUGCACGGUGCUCGAGACACUGGCCUUGGCCUCUUGCCAGCUGAGUGGCAGCAUUCCUUACCAGAUUGGCAACCUGAAGAACCUGCAGAAGCUGGUCUUGGAUAACAACACUCUCACCGGCAGCAUCCCGGAGCAGCUUGGAGGUUGCGUAAGUUUGCGUAUUCUUUCAGUGCCUGAUAAUAGGCUCGGGGGCAGCAUUCCCUCAUUCAUUGGCAGCCUGAGUGUUCUCCAGUCCCUCAACCUUGCAAACAAUCAGUUUUCUGGUGCGAUUCCGGCGGAGAUUGGGAGUCUUUCCAGCCUGACAUACCUCAACCUGCUCGGCAACAGACUGACCGGUGCCAUCCCAGAAGAGCUAAAUCGGCUGAGCCAGCUGCAGGUUCUGGACUUGUCCCAAAACAACAUUUCUGGAGAGAUCAGCAUCUCCACAUCACAGCUGAAGAACCUGAAGUACCUUGUGCUGUCUGACAAUCUCCUGGAUGGCAACAUCCCUGAAGGCCUCUGCCCCGGGAACUCAAGCUUGGAGAACUUGUUCCUUGCGGGGAACAACCUUGAAGGAGGCAUUGAGGGGCUGCUUAACUGCAUUUCAAUGCGAUCCAUUGAUGCGUCGAACAAUAGCUUCACUGGGAAGAUUCCAUCGGAGAUUGACCGAUUGUCAAACCUCGUCAACCUUGUGCUGCACAACAAUAGCCUUACAGGUGUUCUGCCACCUCAGGUAGGAAACUUGGGAAACCUGGAGGUACUGUCCCUGUACCACAAUGGCCUCACCGGCGUGAUCCCACCAGAGAUUGGCCAGCUGCAGAGGCUGACGACCUUGUUCCUCUACGAGAACCAGAUGUCUGGGAUCAUACCUGAUGAGAUCACCAACUGCACGAGCUUGGAGGAGGUGGACUUCUUUGGCAACCAUUUUCAUGGAACUAUCCCUCAGAGGAUUGGGAACCUCAAGAACCUGGAAGUGCUUCAACUCCGUCAGAAUGACUUGUCUGGCUCUAUUCCGGCGAGCCUUGGCGAGUGCACGCAGCUUCAGGCCUUGGCAUUGGCGGACAACCGGCUCUCAGGCGCAUUGCCAGACACAUUCAGGCAUCUCACCCAGCUGAGCAUCAUCACCCUGUACAACAACUCGCUCGAGGGCCCCCUUCCCGAGGCGCUGUUUGAGCUCAAGAACCUGACAGUGAUCAACAUCUCACACAACAGGUUCAGUGGCAGCGUCGUCCCUCUCCUUGGGUCGAGCUCCCUCGCUGUGCUUGUGCUGACUGACAACAGAUUCUCUGGUGUGAUCCCGACGGCAGUUGCACGGUCGCGGAACAUGGUCCGCCUCCAGCUGGCUGGCAACCAGCUAGCCGGUGCAAUCCCUGCCGAGUUAGGCAACCUGACACGGCUCAGGAUGCUCGACCUCUCCUCCAACAACUUCUCCGGCAAUGUCCCAUCAGAGCUCUCCAACUGUUUGCAGCUCACCCAUCUGAAUCUUGAAGGGAACAGUCUGACAGGGGCCGUGCCUUCUUGGCUUGGCAGCCUGCGCUUCCUCGGAGAGCUCGACCUCUCGUCGAAUGCAUUAAGUGGUGGCAUACCAGUGGAGCUCGGCAACUGCUCGAGCCUCCUAAAGCUGUCUCUCAGCGACAAUCAUCUCUCCGGCAGCAUUCCGCAGGAGAUCGGCAGGCUCACAUCCUUGAACGUUCUCAACAUCCAGAAGAACAGUCUCACCGGCGUCAUACCACCGACACUCCGGCAGUGCAACAAGCUGUACGAGCUGAGCCUAUCGGAGAACUCGCUGGAGGGGCCAAUCCCACAAGAGCUCGGGCAGCUAUCGGAGCUACAGGUGAUGCUGGACCUAAGCCGGAACAAGCUGUCUGGCCAGAUUCCGACGUCCCUCGGUAACCUUGUGAAGCUGGAGCGGCUGAACCUGUCCUCCAACAAGCUACAUGGGCAGAUACCAUCUUCGCUGCUGCAGCUCACCAGCCUUAACCGCCUGAACUUGUCGGACAAUCUCCUCUCAGGCAUGAUACCUGCCGUGCUGUCUAGCUUCCCGGCUGCGUCCUACACUGGCAAUGACGAUCUCUGUGGCGCACCACUGCCGACGUGUGGGGCGAACGGGAGGCGGCUGCCAAGCGCGGUGGUUUCUGGCAUCGUGGCGGCCAUUGCCAUCGUCUCGGCGGCGGUGUGCAUGGCCCUGCUGUACAUAAUGCUCAGGAUGUGGAGCAACUGGAGGGAGGUAUCGGUGUCGAGCUCGGACGGUGAGGAGCCGCCAGAGCAUGGCAAGGGGAGCAAGUGCAGCGCCAGGGACGGGAAGUACUGGAAGGUCGGCUCAGGCUUAGUUGUGGCGUCGUCGGAGGAGAAGUACAGCUCGGCGUCGGAGAGCAGCGUUCUCCAUGGGAAGUCUACGGAGGCGAUCGCCAUGAACCUGAAGGGCUAG